UGAGAGUUUGUUUUUAUUUAUAUCUUCUGACCAAUCAGUAAUUUUUAUAUACAAAAGCUAGAAAAAUGUAAUUUAGUCAACAUUCCUGUAUUUCUCACUGUGGCGACCACUAAUAUCAAGAAUUAAACACUUCUAAUUUGACACGCAACAUUUCAAUACUCAAACUUUUAUAUGGUUAUUACUGAAAAUCCGUCUUCGUGCUGCUACAUUCGUAUUGCCUGCCAGUAAAACCGGCGAGAUGUAUUCAAAAUCAGUAUUCUAUGAACAGACAAAUAAUCAACUGGAUUGCACGAUCACAGUUGUCAAAGAAGAAUGUAUUGAUUCACAGUCGGAUGUUGGAAAUAUAGAAGAUAAUAGACGUAUUUCUAACACAAAAAACAUACUUUCUAUCUAUGACACGUCUCUAUACGAAAGAGAUGGAAAUAUCGUAGACAAUGAAUUGAUAAAGCAAGAAAAUAUAAAGAAUGAAGAAUUUGAAAUUUUAAAAAUGGAAUAUGACAAUUAUGUUUUUUCAGACACAGGAAUUAGUGUAAAACAUGAAACUGAGAAUGAUGUAGACAUCGGACCUACAAUUGUGCAAAUGAAAGCUGUACAAUCAUCUGAUACUUUUUUUUUAAAUAAGGUUGAUAUCAACAAAAUGAGUAGGCAAAAGAACACAUCCGAUUUGUUAGAUAUGACUGAUGUACCCAAUAUAUUUAAAUUCUCAAACAGAAGACAUCUGUCAACAGAUACAGGUGAAAAACCACAGUGUUCUAAACAGACAAUAUGUUAUAAAUGCAACCAGCCAGCGCCACAUACUAAUGAUUCCUCAUUUAUUUAUACUGGGGUUACACAUUAUAUUUGUGAUAUCUGCCGAAAAUGUUUUAAAACUAAAUUCUCAUUGCAGCAGCAUUUAAUAAUACUACAUUCAGGAAAGAAACCAUACAGCUGUGAUGUCUGUGAAAUGAGUUUCCCUAGAAGUUCACAAUUGGAGAAUCACAUGUUUCUCCAUACUGGGAAAUAUCCAUACACUUGCAAUGUCUGUAAUAAAUGUUUUAAAACUAAAAACUGGUGGUUGCAGCAUGUGAAAAAUCACACUGGUGAAAAGCCAUAUGGAUGUGAUGCAUGCAAACGAUAUUUUAGAACAAAACAGGACUUAAAACAACACAUACAAACUCACAAUGUGGACAAGCUAUACACAUGUAAAGUGUGCACGAAGAAUUUUAAAACAGAAAACAGCUUGAAACAACACACAAAUGUGCAUAAUGGGGUAAAGCAUAGCUGUGAUAUGUGUAAAAAAUCAUUCAGAACAAAACACAACUUGAGGGGCCACUUGUUAAUACACAGCAAUGAAAAACUAUACAACUGUAAUGUUUGCAACAAAGGUUUUAAUAGAAAAACACAUUUAAAACGACACAUGUAUACACAUACGGAUGAGAAGCCACACAACUGUGUUGUAUGUAUGAAAGCACAUGCAACAAAACAUGAUUUGAAGCUACACAUGUAUAAACACACAGGUGAGAGGCCAUACAACUGUGUUGUAUGCCGAAAAGGCUUUGUUACAAGUACAUGUUUAAAAUUACACAUGCGAAUUCACAACGGUGAAAAACACACAUGCAAUGUAUGCAAUGAAUGUUUUAAAUCAGUCAAGAAACUGAAGCAACAUACAAAUGUACAUCACCCAGAUGAGAGGCCAUACAACUGUGUUGUAUGCCAAAAAGGCUUUGUUACAAGUACAUGUUUAAAAUUACACAUGCGAAUUCACAACGGUGAAAAACACAAAUGCAAUGAAUAUUUUAAAUCGAUCAAGAAGCUGAACCAACAUACAAAUAUACAUGUAAUGGAACAGACUGAUAAUAAGGGUAAUAAAUGUAUGGCAAUAAAUGAUUCAAACAAGGUAAUAUGUAGUCCAGAGAAGCUGUAUAGUUGUGAUGCGUGUAAAAAAUAUUUUAUUAAAGAUACACACUUGAAAAGACAUAAAUGUGUAAAUACUAAUGUAUGGGAUGUUGAUUGAUGUCAGAACUGAAUAUGAAUAUAUUACUAUUUUAUUUUAAUCAUAAUUGUUACAUAGUAUAUAACAAAGUCGCUGUUGUUGUCUGUCUGUCCCUAUAUAUGCUUAAAUGUUUAAAACUUUCCAACGGAUAUUGAAGCAAUUUUUUAAGUAGAUAGUGGUUCAAGAGGAAGUUUUAUACAAUAAUACACAUGCGAAGCCGGGGCGAGUAGCUAGUUACUAAUAUUGUUUAAUUAAUGCAGUUAUUAAAAAAUAGGGAUUGAUAACGGAAGGAUGAAAACUUACGGUUGUAUAUAUUUUAAGUGUAUAAUUAUAAAAAAAUUAAAUUAAAUCAAGACCUGACCUUUAACAU
Molecule: messenger RNA, 2342 nt
Organism: Achroia grisella
Lineage: Eukaryota; Metazoa; Arthropoda; Insecta; Lepidoptera; Pyralidae
Product: gastrula zinc finger protein XlCGF57.1-like
Exons: 1
Coding region: 239-1993 (584 amino acids)
Source: RefSeq, a predicted model, not a curated record